Molecule: messenger RNA, 2048 nt
Organism: Cornus florida
Lineage: Eukaryota; Viridiplantae; Streptophyta; Magnoliopsida; Cornales; Cornaceae
Exons: 3
Coding region: 105-1706 (533 amino acids)
Biological process (GO): transmembrane transport
Cellular component (GO): membrane
Molecular function (GO): transmembrane transporter activity
Source: RefSeq, a predicted model, not a curated record
UCACCUCUUCAGACAGUAGGAAAAAUUACAACAAAAAGAUUUUUCCAUCCUGGUCAACUGUCAAUUUUCUCUCCCUAAACAGAGCAGAGAAAAAUACAGAGGAUAUGUCAGGGAUGAAAGUGAGGGUAACGGAGAUGAGAUCGGAGACGUUAACUCUGAUAUUGGUGAAUCUGGCGGCAAUUAUGGAGCGGGCCGACGAGUCUCUGCUACCGGGAGUGUACAAGGAGAUUGGAACGGCCCUUCACACCGACCCAACGGGCCUGGGCUCACUCACCCUUUUCAGAUCCAUAGUACAGUCCUCGUGUUACCCACUCGCCGCUUACUUGUCUGUGCGUCACAACCGUGCCCACGUCAUCGCCCUCGGCGCUUUCCUCUGGGCCGCCGCCACGUUCCUCGUGGCCGUCUCCUCCACUUUUUUAGAGGUUGCAGUUUCAAGAGGUCUGAAUGGAAUAGGACUUGCCAUUGUCACACCAGCUAUUCUGUCCCUUGUUGCUGACUCAACUGAUGAUAGCAACCGCGGUAUGGCUUUCGGAUGGCUACAAUUGACGGGGAACCUGGGCUCAAUUAUAGGUGGGCUAUGUUCAGUUCUAAUAGCUUCAACAUCAUUCAUGGGUAUCCCUGGUUGGAGAAUUGCCUUCCAUCUCGUUGGACUUAUUAGUGUUAUAGUUGGCAUUUUGGUCUAUCUCUUUGCCAAUGAUCCUCGCUUUUCUGAUAGCAAUGGUACAGCUAUAGCUGAAAAUCCACAGAAACCCUUUUGGUCAGAAAUGAAGGACCUGAUUAAAGAAGCAAAAUCAGUUAUUAAAAUUCUAUCUUUUCAAAUAAUUGUGGCUCAAGGUGUCUCUGGAUCAUUCCCCUGGUCAUCUUUGUCAUUUGCCCCCAUGUGGUUGGAGCUUAUUGGCUUCUCCCACAAAACAACAGCAUUCCUCUGGACCCUCUUUGUUAUUGCUGCUUCACUUGGGGGUCUGUUUGGAGGAAAGAUGGGGGAUAUUCUUUCCAAGCGCUUACCAAACUCUGGGCGAAUAAUGCUCUCACAAAUAAGCUCUGGUUCAGCCAUCCCUUUAGCAGCAAUAUUGUUGCUCGUGUUACCUGAUGAUCCGUCCACAGCAUUCAUGCAUGGUUUGGUCCUGUUCGUCAUGGGAUUAAUCAUAUCUUGGAAUGGUCCAGCCACAAACAAUCCAAUAUUUGCAGAGAUAGUUCCUGAGAGAUCUCGAACGAGCAUCUACGCUUUGGAUCGGUCUUUUGAGUCCAUAUUAUCAUCAUUUGCUCCCCCUGUGGUUGGAAUUCUGUCACAGCAUGUUUAUGGUUAUAAACCAAUUCCAAAAGGAUCAACAAAUUCAGAAGAAAUUGAAACGGAUAGAGAGAAUGCUGCAGCACUUGCUAAGGCACUUUACACAGCUAUAGGCAUUCCAAUGGCAAUCUGUUGCCUCAUCUACUCCUUCCUCUACUGUACAUAUCCGAGAGACAGGGACCGAGCAAGAAUGGAUGCUAUGAUAGAGUCAGAGAUGCAACAGAUGGGGUCGGAUAAUCUUCCUUUUGGAGAAGAAUACUCUCAACUUGUUCGUGUCCCUGAAUCAGAUGAGCUACAUGGAAACGAAAAAAGCGUGAUUGAAAUAGAUUAUGAAGGAGAGGAAAGCCUUGAUCUUGAUGAGAAUGAUGAGAAGAGACUACUUUCCCAUCAGUUGACAUUCUCAGAUUUUGGCAAGUAACAAACUCAAUCAAUAGAAGCGCAUUGCACAAAACAGAGUCCUCGUUACCAACUCAAAUGACAUAUAACCUUUACCAACGUGUUCUUUCAAACUUGUUAUGUACUCAAAGAGCACUUUUUGAUUUUAUAUUCAACCGUUUGUAUGUUGUUACCUUAAAUUUUUUUCUCUUUCUGAGAGAUAAGCAGGUAAAGAAAUUGAUUCAUUUUUUUUUAGGUGGCUGAGUUUUCACUAUUUGAUUUUACAACCUCUUGUACCAUGGUCCCAUGCCUUGUGUUUAUCUUUCAAUAAUAAUAAUAAUGAAUGAAUAAACUUGUCAUCAACGCAUGAUGGCAUACUUGUGAA